AUGAAUGAAUUUUGUCAGAAAGUUAAUAAAUUUCCAUAUGAUGAAACAGAGCUGAACUCAAAACCACAUCUUGAUUUAGCAGUUAAUGAACUAAAAAAGCAAAACAAUUUGGGAAUGCCGCUUACAUCAAUGCAGAUAUUCUAUUUAUUUAUUAAUUUACCUUUCAUUCUAAAACAACUGCUGCAUUCAUCGGACUUCCCACAAUAUCGAGCAAUUUUAAUUUGUGUGGACAUUCUCUCAUUGUGUUUUGCAACUACAAUUAAUGAUACUACACCUAAUCAAUUGUAUCAUUUUAUAAAUAUGCAUAAUGAUCAAUUUAGAAAACUAUAUCCAGGGAAAAUGAAAUUUAAAUUCCAUUUUAUGACUCACUUUCCAGUAAUAAUGAAAGAUUUUGGACCUUUACCUUAUACAUCAUGCUUAGCAACAGAAAGAAAACAUCAGUUUUUCAAAGGCAACAAAGUUCGGAAUUUAAAGAAUCCUUCAUUAAUGUUAGCUCGAAGACACGAAUUAUGGAUUUGCAUUAAUGAUCAUUCUCAUGAUGGAUCAUUAUCACAUACGGCUCUCUCAAAUGGUUCUCACGGAGCGCUUGACAAUCGACAACCAAUUACUGAUGGGCAAAUCCAAUUUUUUAUUUCAAAUCUGCCAAAAUUACCAUUUAAACCACUGUCUGCAUUAAAAACCCUGACCGUAAAAGGGUAUAAAUAUUCACAUAAUUCAGUACUUAAUGUUUCUAAGGAGUAUUUUCCUUCUUUACCGAUUGUUGGAAAAAUCAAAUGGAUAUUGUAUGAUGGUAAUAACUGCGCGCUAAUUUGUAAUAUGUAUACAGUUAAAGGUUAUGUGCAACAAUUACGGGCUUUUGAAGUUCAAGAAACGAACAAAAUGGAUUGCUUCAUUCUUGAUGAUAUUUGUUACAAGAAACCUUUAAAACUAGUUUGUUUAAAUGAUUCCUUUUAUUUUCCUUUACAUCCCUAUGGCAAAUCUUUUACUACUUUAUAA
Molecule: messenger RNA, 996 nt
Organism: Rotaria sp. Silwood2
Lineage: Eukaryota; Metazoa; Rotifera; Eurotatoria; Philodinida; Philodinidae
Source: the annotation of a GenBank genome assembly